This is a messenger RNA of Histoplasma mississippiense, 546 nucleotides long. RefSeq names its product GTP-binding protein ypt5. Gene Ontology annotation, molecular function: GTPase activity; GTP binding. The coding region runs from base 1 to 546 and encodes 181 amino acids. The record is from RefSeq and is a predicted model, not a curated record. The transcript is spliced from 3 exons. NCBI's taxonomy places the organism in Eukaryota, Fungi, Ascomycota, Eurotiomycetes, Onygenales, Ajellomycetaceae.
AUGAUUGUUGACCAAUUUGAUGACUAUCGGGAAUCGACGAUCGGUGCCGCGUUUCUUACCCAGACGAUAUCUCUAGAUGAAAAUACAACUGUCAAAUUCGAGAUAUGGGACACUGCUGGCCAAGAAAGAUACAAGUCUCUUGCGCCAAUGUACUAUCGGAAUGCGAACUGUGCUGUUGUUGUCUACGAUAUCACCCAAGCAUCCUCCCUCGACAAAGCAAAAUCAUGGGUAAAGGAACUUCAACGGCAGGCGAACGAGAACAUCGUCAUCGCCCUUGCCGGUAAUAAACUGGAUCUUGUGACGGAUAGCCCGGACAAGCGUGCCAUCCAGACAGCAGAUGCUGAAGCCUAUGCGCGUGAAGCAGGUCUGCUUUUCUUCGAGACGUCAGCCAAAACCUCGACAAACGUACGAGAGCUAUUCACGGCCAUAGCGAAGAAACUGCCAUUGGACCAGGCGGGUCCCCGAAAUCUACGAUCUAAUCCCCGUCCAGGGGUUGAUUUGCGCCCUGAGGCUGCUGGACCACAGGCGAACAGCUGUUCGUGCUAG